Molecule: messenger RNA, 2937 nt
Organism: Tilletiopsis washingtonensis
Lineage: Eukaryota; Fungi; Basidiomycota; Exobasidiomycetes; Entylomatales
Exons: 17
Coding region: 1-2937 (978 amino acids)
Biological process (GO): reciprocal meiotic recombination; mismatch repair
Cellular component (GO): nucleus
Molecular function (GO): ATP binding; mismatched DNA binding; ATP-dependent DNA damage sensor activity
Source: RefSeq, a predicted model, not a curated record
AUGGCUCCUUCCGAGCACCCUCGAGCCUCGGCUCUGUCUGACGGCCGCGCGGCUGGCCAGCCUGCCUCGCGUCCCAUCUCUGCCGCGCGCUCUCUGGCGAGCUCCAGCUCGGCGAAUGCCGGGCCAUUGCUGAAGCGCAGGGUGGACAGUAAUGACUCUUCGUCGACGUCGCUGCUCGCUCCUCGGAACAAGCGCCCCGGCUCUGCCAGGGCCUCGACGGCGACGCGACCCGUCACCGGCAACAGCGCGCGUCCCACAACGGCCCGGCCCACCACCGCUGCCUCCACACUCGGCGGCCUGCCGGCCAAUGCGUGGAUCUGCGCCGUGCUGGAGAACAGAGGCACCGGCAGAGAGGUCGGCAUCGCCAUGAUGGAGAAGGAGACUGGGCACUGCAUCCUGACCCAGGCAAGCUUGUCGCUCACAACCUACGUGAAGACAGUGCAUCAUCUCACCUUGCACUCGCCCGCGGCGAUCCUGGCACCGGCCACCGCCGUCUCGUCGAUCGACAAGCCUGACCCGCAGCAGCGCGGCAAGGCACACGAGAGCUCCGUGCUGGUGCGCACGCUCGAGGACAGCUUCAGCCUCGACGUCGUGCCGAUCAAUCGCAGAGACUGGGAUUCGGAGGAAGGCGGUGCCCACGCCGGACGCUCGGAGAUUCACGGCGAGGCGACGACCCGGAGCGCGAUCCUGACCGCCAUCGGCGACCGCUACUACGCUCUUAGCGCCGCCUGUGCCCUCUUCAAGUAUCUCGAGCGCAUCAACAACCGCGCAUUCGCCUCGCGCUCGCUGCGCAUUCGUUAUGCGGCGCCCGAAGGCACCAUCCUAAUCAACACCGAGUGUGCGCGCAACCUCGAGCUCGUGUCCAAUUCGAUCGAGCGCAAGUCGAAGAACUCGCUACUCGGAGUGCUCGAUCACACCCGCACGCCCAUGGCGGCGCGUCUGCUCACAAUGAACCUGCUGGCGCCAAUGACGGACCAGAGCGCCAUCCAGUCCCGCCUCGACGCCAUUACGGAGAUCGUCGGCGAAGAGGAGCGCUCCUUCGCGCUGCGGGAGAGCAUGGCGCCGCUCGGCAACUCCAAGGUCGAUCUCGACAAGCUCAUCAACCAGCUCCUGGCGCCUGAGCCGCGUGUUGGCGCCGGCGAGCCGUCCCGCACGGAGAACAAGAUCGGCCAGCUGCUGAGUCUCGACAGCACGCUGAAGAGCCUUGGCCCUGUGCGCGCUGCCCUGAGCGGCGCACGCUCUGGCCUGCUUAGAGCUAUCCGCGCAUUCAUCUCGGGCAACUCGCAGCUCGACGAGAUCAUGGACCUGUGCGCGGACAGCAUCAACCCUGACCUCUUCUUGAGCGGCGGCAGCAAGUCGCUCAGCUCGCGCAAUGCGCGCCUGUAUGCGAUCAAGGCGGCACACUCUCCGCUGCUGGACGUCGCGCGCGAGACGUACAAGGAGAACAUGGGCGACAUACACGACCUGGCGCGCAGGUACUCAGAGAGCUACAAGCUCGACGUGAGCCUUAAGUCUGCGGCGACUGGAUUCUCUCUGUCAGGCGCCGAGAGCAUCGCCCAGCGGGACCUCCCCUCCGAGUUUACCAACGUGUUGCCGACCAAGAACGGCAAGUCGUUGACGUUCUCCUCGCUUCCUCUGAAAAAGUGCAAUCAGAGACUCAACGACUCGCUCAACGAGGUCUUGCUGCUGUCUGCUGGGCUCGUCGAGGAUCUAAGGGAGCAGAUCGUGAUGCGCGUCGCUGGUCUGUACAAGGCCUCCGAAGCGGUCGCGCUUCUGGACAUGCUCGUGUCGCUGGCGCACAAUGUUCAGCCGCAUCGGCUCGUCCGUCCCGAGUUCACUGGCGCACUGGCCAUCAAAGGCGGCCGGCAUCCCAUCCUCGACGUCAAGAUCCGCGGCGGCGCGGUGCCGAACGAUGCAUACGUCGCAGGCGGCCAGUCCUUCUUCCUCAUCACGGGUCCCAAUCAUUCGGGGAAGACAACGUAUCUGCGUCAGAUUGCCAUGCUGCAGAUCAUGGCUAGCAUUGGCUCCUUCGUGCCCGCCGACUACGCGUCCUUCAUUCCGGAUCUCGAAUGCAUCCUCACGCGACUGUCGAACGACGACGACCAGGAGGCGAACCUAAGCACCUUCGCCAACGAGAUGCGCGCGGCCUCGUUCGUCCUGUCGCUCGCCAGCAAGCGCAGUCUUGUCUUGAUCGACGAGCUAGGCCGCGGCACCUCGCCGCAAGACGGCAUCGGCAUCGCCCAGGCCAUCAGCGAGGAGCUCAUCGCGAUCGAGGCGCCGACCUUCUUCGCCACGCACUUCCAGGCGCUGCCAACGACGCUGGCCCAUCUGCCGGGCGUCUCGUCGCAGCACCUCGCGGUUGGCUACGACUCGAAGGUCCGGGACGACUUCAAUCUCGUCUUCCACCACCGCCUCACGUCGGGAGCAUGCAAGGAGCCACACUACGGCAUCGCAAUGGCGCGAUCGUGCUGCCUGCCUCCACGGCUGCUCGAGCGUGCGACAGAGAUGGCGGAGCUUCUCGAGCACGACGAGACUGCUGCUGCUGCCCGCCAACAGAGCAGCAAGGUUCUGUUGCGCCGCAACGAAGUGCUGAGGCUGCAAGCCCAGCUGUCGCAAGCAGUGCGCCACUGCACGCUGCCGGACAUGCGUCCCUUCCUGUUCAGCAUCCAGGCGAGUCGCACGACUGCAUCGCGGUGCGCACGUCUGACGCGUGACUCGCAGCGAGACUUCGUGUCCGCCAUGACUGCUGCGUAUGCAGAGGAUGAGGAGAUGGCCGACGGCCAGGACGCAUCUGCACGCCUCGCACGCGAGCACGAAGCAGCGCAGGUCACCGACGACGCAUACGUCUCCGAGAGCAUUGUGGACGAUGGGCACGUCUCAGAGAGCAUCGUCGAGGACGACUCGCAGGAGCACUCUGACGCGAUCGACGACGACUAA